AGAAAUGGGGAAAAGGCUAAGCUCUGCCCACGGCCUACCCAGGCUCUCCAAUUCUGAAUGAAAGCAGCCAAGCACGGGAGGUAGAGGAAUACACAUCCUGGCCCCUGCAGGACCCCCCUCUAGGGCAGGCAGCUCAGACUGCAACCGGACCAGUAGGCCUCGGCCCCUGACAGCCCUGAACGACGGGCCCCAUGCCCGCCGCCUGCCCCGCCAUGGGGGCCACAGCCCUAGCAGCUCUCCUCCUCAUGCUCCUGGCCUUGGGCGCUUCUGCUCAGGGAGGGCCCUCGGAGCAGAGAGAAGCCAUUCCAGAACAUUUCCCCAAAGAAGUGGGCUACGCAGCCCCUCCGGCCCCUUCCAGCCCGCAAAAGCCUGACCUCCAGGACCUCGUCAUCUCCCAUCGUGCCUUUGAGGGACAGACGGAAGCCCAGGACUUCUUCGAAGACUUCCCUCUACAGCAGGCCCAGAGCCCUCAGAAACUGUCUCUGGGGAAGAAAGAGCCCUCUCCCAGCAGAGCGGUGCCCAUCCAAAAGGAAGUGGAGCCCCCUCGCCAUCUUCCCAUGGACCAGAGAGAAGCGCAGUCUUCCUCCCCCGCUCUGGAGUCUGAGGAGAUUCCCCACCAAGAGCAGAAAGAAGUCAUUCCCUCUCAAUUUGGAGAGCUGCCCCCGGCCCUGGGAGAAGAGCACCAGCAGCCCCGGCGCUGCCGACCGGAGGGCCGCCCCGUGGGCUGGGGCCACCGGCUGGACAGCUUCCCCCCCGGGCGCCCUUCCCCGAAGAAUAUGCACCAGAUCUGCCACCCCGAGCGCAAGCACGUGGUCUACGGCCCCUGGAACCUGCCUCAGACCGGCUACUCCCACCUCAGUCGCCAGGGAAAUGCCCUCAACUUCCUGGAGACGGGCUACACCCGCUGCUGCCACCUCCCGAAAGACCAGCUGGAUUGCGCAGAGUUUGUGUGGGCAGAUGCCCUGUUUCGGUUCUGUGAGUCUGAAUUCUCAGUCAAGACCAGAGCCUAUUCGUGCUGUUGGCUUCGGGGGGAGGCCCGCCUCUCCUGCUUCCAAGAGCGCGCCCCCCAGGCGGACUACGAGCGCCUCCAUGAGCCCUGCCCCCCUCCCACCCCCAGGCCUGCCCCUGGCCUGGAGCUGUCCUUUCCCCCCGGAGUCCCCUCCCCGGACAACGUUAGGAACAUUUGCCGGCUACGGCGAUUCCGAUCCGUCCCCCGAGGACUCCCCACCAUGGACCACGUCCAGCGGCAGCUCCGGGCCCUGACGCAGCUGGAGGGCAAGUUCAGGCGCUGCUGCCACCAAGGAGACAACUACACCUGCGCGCGGCAGGCCUGGGAGGAGGCUCUGGACAGUUACUGCGACGAGGAGCUGGCCAUUAAGACCCACCACCACGUGUGCUGCCAGCACCCCGCCAGCCCUGCCCGGGACAUCUGCUUCGCUCGCCACGCCCCCUACCCCAACUACGAUCGGGACAUCUUGACGGUGGACCUCAGCCGGAUCACUCCCGACACCAUGGCCCAGCUCUGUGGACACCGCAAAGUCCUCACCAAGCAUAAGCACAUUCCUGGGCUUAUCCGGAACAUGACAGCCCGAUGCUGUGAGCUGGCACCACCAGAACAAGGGUUCUGCGCAGAGGAGGAGAAAUCAGCCUUCAUCAGAGAUCUUUGUGGCUCCCGACGUGACUCGUGGAGGGAUACUGAAUCCUGUUGUGACCAUUCCCCGGGGGAUGAACAGACCUGCUGCUUCAAUACUCACUACCUAAGGAACGUGGCCUUGGUGGCUGGAGUGCCCCAGAAACCCAGAGGCCAGCAAGGGACAGGAACAACUGAAUUACCUCUUGUCACCCCCACCCCAGAGCACAAAGGAGAAUGAACCAAAGCUGGCUAAACUUUAGUGAGGACCUGAAAGGGGAAGGAAAUCUCUUUCCCUCUACAAACUGUCUUUCUAAUAAAUACAUUGGUCUUGGA
Messenger RNA from Monodelphis domestica (gray short-tailed opossum), 1966 nucleotides. RefSeq names its product extracellular matrix protein 1 (gene ECM1). Gene Ontology annotation, cellular component: extracellular region. The record is from RefSeq and is a predicted model, not a curated record. Lineage: Eukaryota; Metazoa; Chordata; Mammalia; Didelphimorphia; Didelphidae. Gene Ontology annotation, biological process: regulation of bone mineralization; signal transduction.